CAUGAAUCCACAGGAUCACAUGAGAAAAAUAAUAAUCCUUGGGAAGCAGAGAAGUGUGGAAGAUGGGGCCUUUUACCAAAUUGGAAGUGGCAUCCCAACAGGUGAUCUGAGGCAGCAACACGAGACCCUAAUGAGGAGCCACUUCAUGACAGGACACCUACCGCUAAUGCGCCAGCAUGGAAUGCAGACAAUUCCUUCACAGUUGGACUCUCGGUUUGUGGAAAGACAUUUGUUACCUGCAUCUGAAAUCUUGGCACCAGCUGAUCUCAGGCAGAUUCACGUGGCUUCUGCUCUUGGACCUCCUGCCUCACAACUUGCCAACUACCCAAACUUACUAUCUAGUUGUGUUUCCCAAGGACCAGGAUAUAGUUUUCUUCAAUCCGAAUCAAUGGAAGCAGUAGCCAAAAGACAAGAAUUGAUUCAGAAACAAAUUAUUGCCAGGAUGGAAGUGAGUGCCAUGUUUCAGCAAAAAGAACUCGAAAAAGCUCAACGGAAAAGUCUUGUAAAAUCCAGGGGCUUUUCCCCUUACCCUGAUGUCCCGCCUUGCUCUGCUGGUUUUCAAGAAAAGCACUACAUUCCUGAAGGCCACCUCUCCAAUGGCCUGUAUAUCCAUCAGACUGCCCUCAAUGAACUUCAGAGGAAUGCUAUGUUCCUGGGCACAAGCUCCUAUCCACCUCUCGCCAUGCUUCAAAGAGAACGGGUCCGUCGGCCAAGCAGAAGAGCUGGGAUUCGCAAAGGUUCUCGUUACCAGUUCGAUCAUGGAAAGAACCCAACGGAGGAUGGGGAAGCGAAUCUGGCUUCAGGGACUCUCGGCGAAGAAAACGAGGACAAAAAAGAAACCAAAGGGGAAAUGCCACUCAAGCCUGCAGAAGCAGAACACGAAGUCCAGGCAGAGCCAUCAGCAGCUGUCAUCAAAAAUGAGAAGGAACGUGAAGGUGGCCUGAGAAAGAACUUGUGUAACCGCAAAAUGCCCCGUGAAGCAACCGACGGCCACAAUGGAAACGAGAAAGAGCCUCACACUUCUUGCUUAGUCUUUAAUGAAAAGCAUGCAGAGCCAUCAAAAAUCACAUUCUCUGCUCUGACAAGUGGCUUCUCCACGCUCAAUCAACCUCCAUUAUCUUUCG
This is a messenger RNA of Thamnophis sirtalis, 1124 nucleotides long. The record is from RefSeq and is a predicted model, not a curated record. Lineage: Eukaryota; Metazoa; Chordata; Lepidosauria; Squamata; Natricidae.